GAGGGAGGCGGGGGAGGGUGCUGGGGUAGCGCGGGACGACAGACGCGCCAACACUUGUGGUGGGGAGCCAGGUUAUGUCCCACGCUGCACCACCACCACCCCGGACAUGGAGAAGAGGAUAGAACUGGAGAGACGGGGCAGAAGUCCUUCCAAGAUUACAGAGUUGAACUUGGACAACUGUAAGAGUACAUCCAUUGUGGGCUUGACAGAUGAGUUUGAGAAGCUGGAGGUAUUGAGUCUCAUCAAUGUUGGCUUAACUUCUCUCAAGGGUUUUCCAGCUCUUCCCAAUCUUCGCAAGUUGGAAUUGAGUGACAACCGAAUCUCUGGUGGGUUGAAUGCUCUCACCUGCCUUCCCAAGUUGGCAUACUUGAACCUUUCUGGGAACAAGAUUAAAGACCUGGAAACGCUAGAACCUUUGAAGAACCUUAAAUCAUUGUUCAACUUGGAUCUGUUCAACUGUGAGGUUUCUAUGGUGGAGAACUACAGAGAAAAGGUUUUCGCUCUCAUCCCCUCUCUUGUCUACCUCGAUGGAUUUGACAAGGAGGAUAACAGUGAAGAAGAAGAUGAUGGUGAGGAGGAGGAAGAUGGCGUAGAGGUGCUGGGUGACGGUGAAAAUGAUGAUGACGACGUUGGUGAGGUCUUGGAGGGCGACAAUGAACAUGAUGAUGACGAUGAUAUAGAUGGAGAAGAGGAGGAAGAGAUUGAUGAGGAGGAGGUGGAAGAGGAGGAAGAUGAGGACGAUGAGGAGGAGGAUGUACCCUUGGAUGCACUAUACAAGGAAUAUAAUCCAGUUGGUGAUGAUGAUUACGAGGCGGCCGAAGGUGAAGGAGACGAUGACGAUGUCCUCGAGGAAGAAGAAGAUAGUGAUGCAAACCGAGGUCAAAAGAGGAAGCUGGAGGACGGAGAAGAUUAGAAUUAACUUUAUAGUGGGCACGUGGCAACCUGUAGCCAAGAGGGCAGCAGGGGGGUGAGUGGAGGCACCGUCGCAGCUACACCGUUGGGCUUGUGUGGCUCUCUCCGGGCGCAGUAAUACUACCACACAACUCGCCAGUUAAGAGUUGUCAAUCUAAAAAACUGAAGUGUUCAUUAAAAUCAAAUUUAAUUCUUUUAAUCUAAAUUGCAACUUGUUUUAUUAUAAUUUUGUGUAUACACACUACCCAAUUUGAAUUUCUCAGUGCACUAGACAUGUGUUGAAUGUUGGUGAUGGUCAUAUGAACCUGGCCACAACCCCUUUUCCUGUAAUUUGGAGGCUUAGUCUUGACUAGUGCUCACUGCCUAGCUUGCUGUAAUUGACCUAGCCACCACUUACCUCACUUGACCUAAACACGAUUGUCACAGUUAAAGUGAAUGUUGUGGGACUUCAUGUAAACAUUUCACUUGUUACUGUUUAAGCCAUGCUAUUGAUUGGCAGUACAGGUAAUGGUUCUUGAAAUACAACUUGAGAGAAUAUAAUCAAGCAUGCAUUGGAAUAGCUAGUUGGUUUAAAGAUGAUGAUAAUAGUGCAGGUAUUGAAUGUUUCAUGGGGCCACAGGUCUCAGGAUCAGUUUAGACAUUUCUGUUUGGUCCCGGUGUGUCGGUGGAGCCAGUGAUAAGUAAAGUACUGUAUUGAGAGGGCAUGGUCUCUGUGUCACUCCAUAUGUUGUUCAAAAAGACAUGGCCUAUUAAUUUAUCAUGGCUGCUUUUAAAUGACUUAAAUUUGAUGUUUUUCAUGAAUUUGUUAAAAUCAUGGGAAUGUUGUCAGAAUUCUUUUAUCUGUUAGUUUGUCAUAAUUUUUUAUAUAUAUAAAUAUAUACAUACAAAGUCAGCAAUAAUAAUUUCAGUUUAAAUUGUGAUGGAGAGUGUUUACAUUUAAGAAACUUAGUUCUGAUGGUUAGCUAAAGGAUGUGUAUAUAAUAUUACAUCAUUAGUGCAGUAAUUGUAAGUCAUGUUUAAACAAGAUUACCUAAGACAAUUCUUUAAUUUUUUAAUUUUCAUACUUUGUACAGUAGCAUAUUAUUGUGUAAUAGUAUGUUAGCCAUUUCUGCCCCUCGAGAGACUCCGUGUGGCUGGCCGAGGCCUGUCAUGGCUGCCCAGGCUGGGUGAGGUGGGUUGUAGAGUUAUUGACUGUACUCCUGCCAUGGAGAUUCUAGUGUCUUUCCCAUUUCUUGUUGCGUGUGCUAGGUCCGUCCUUAUGUGUGGAACUCGCAGUAGGUUUUUACUAUUAUUGUUGCUAUUAUUAUUAUUGAUGUUCACAGAUUCAAUUUUUUUUUAUUACAGUACUGUACUUGUUUUUGCACUUAAGGACCAACUGCAAAUGGGAGGUGUGGAGAUGCUUGUGUAGUGGUCAAGUUGGGGUACACGUGGCUCUUUCCCUUGAAAAGUCAAUGUAUUUGUGGUCAUAAUAUGUAAACAUAAAGCCGUUUUCUUUUUUCUUUAGUUUUAUACUGUCAUGUAAAUAUAAAUAGAAUGUUUAAGCAAUAGGACUAAGGUCUUGAAAACUAGGCCAUAGAAUAUUAAAAUAUAAAACAGAGUUAUGGUAAUAAUGAGAAAUAGUAGCAUGCAAGAACUAGCACUGUCAGUCAUUGAUCUCCAAUUGAAGGCCACAUCUUGGACAGCCGCAGCAGCCAUGACCCCCAACUGUGUGGGUGUGGGCCAUGCGGGUCCACACCACCGUCCUGCACACCCUCACCACCACCACCUCUCUUGGCCCACCCAAUUUAUCAACAUGUGUGUCUCUUGUUACAAGUUAUAACAUGGUGAAAUUGGCCAACUUUUAUAUAACCAAAUAAAAGGAGUAAAUGUUAUUAUUUAUUUUUUAAGUAGUGCUGAAAUUAAAGUAAAUUUAUUAAUGAGAAUUGUUAAUUAAUAGCAGUAAUUUGAAGGCUGUGUGUGUGUGUGCACGUUUGUGUACUUUGUGUGUGUGUAUGUAUGUAGGUGUGUGUGUAAAGAAGAUGGUGGUGGAUGUAGUGGUGGCAGACAUUUGGUCAGCGUGCCCACCACACAGUUACUAGAGUACAAAGUACAGGGCCCAGCCGUCAUUGAGUAUCCCGCCGCCAUGCCUCUGCUGCAGCCAGUCGACACAGGCUCUAACAGGCUGAGCAGCAUUGCGCAAGUUAUCCGUCUCGCCCACGCGCAACUCUUAUAGUGUGGGCUGUCAUCUGGGCCAGCAGGAGGCUUUAUAACAAAAGUAUACACACAAUUGUUAAAAGACGUUAGUAAGCCCAUGUGCCUCUACGUUGAUGUGAGGUUGUCACCACCCAUUAAAGUAAAUUUUUAGGAUUCAUUGUAGAUUUGCACUCUUAAUUAUGAGGUAGGAAUCGGAGGUAUUGCACUUGUGGUAUGCGUGUUUUGUCAGUAAACGAGAGAUUCAAAGCAAUUCUGGUUCUAGGGAGCUCUUCCUACAGCCACUGAGAUAAAUUGUUAGGGCAGCCAAAGAAUUAUUUAAAAAACUUCAAACAUGGGUAAUUGCAUGAGUAACCCCUCAAUGAAAUGCUGAACUGUUUAGCUCAUGAGUGAGAUUACAAAGGUUUUGCUGUUUUGUUUCUAAGAAAGAACAACAAACUUGAGUGUGAUGCCUCACAAGACUAAUGAGUUAACUUUGGGAACAACAUUGGAGUCUAUUUGGGCUGCUGGUGUCAUGUAUGGGUGCGCAAAGUGGCAAACUUGGCCUUGGUGAGCAUCCAUUAUAAUCCUGCGCUGCCUAUGCCCAAAUCUUUAGCAACUUGCUGCAAUCUGAUGCAACUUGUCUUGUGUAGUUCAUAUUUUGCUGGCAUUGGGGACUUCGCAUCUUGGAAACAUGCCAAAUAUUGGGCUUAUAUUUGUUAUAAAUUAAUUAGGAAAUACUUAUUCUCAUAGGUUUAUUACAGAGUAUUUACCAGAGAUAGAAAAGACCCUGUUAUAUGUGAAGGGCCGAGUGCCUGCCAAAUAUAGUCUACGCUGUCAGAAGGCGUGGGAGGCAUGAGGUGCCAUCAAGGUCACACUGAACCGCAUACUCUCAGGUCGUUAGUGUGAUCACCUCCCAGGGUAGUUAGUAGGGGGGGCAUUUUGGGACAGUGGGACCUGAGUUAACUAUGUGAAUCCCCCACCAAAUGUUCAAAAUUAAGGAGAUCUGCUAUGGUAAUGAGCUUAUAACUAACAAUAAAUAUAUGUACAAGUUUCUUAUGAGAAUCCUCUUAAAUAAUAAAGGAGAAUUUGAUGUCCCUAAGUGCUUCCUCAUGGAGUAGUAGACCCAUAGACCCCAUGCAGAGAGAGGUGCCUUCCCUGAGGGGUGCCAUCACGGCCUCCCACCCCUCAAUGAUCCCGUCGGAGGCCCCGUUCUGUCAAUUCACACCCAGUGUUUGUCGUUACCGUAACUUGCUUUGUUUUAACCAGUUACAUUUUUUCCUCUGAUCUUUUUUAAUAUCUGCAGUUUGUUCUAAAUUAUUGAGAUGAUAUCUUCUCAGAUUGAAUGGAUGUUUUUAAUGUUUGCUGCUAUUGAGAUUCAUUUGACAUGUUUGCCACUUAUAUGUUUCAUAUAUCAAGGCUCCAGUACAUAUGUCUGCUGGAAAUAGUUGUCAUUUAAAUGAUGUCUAUCUCUGUACUGCCAUGUAUGUAUUUCUUAUGUAUUGACAAGGUCAUUUAUGUAUAUUUUUCACUUGAACUUAAACAUCCACAACUGUACCCCCCUGUAAAAACCAUUGCAUCUUAGGCUCUCGUACAGCAUAGCCUCAUACACUUAAUUCAUUUUGAAAAUAUCUGAAUGUUGCAUCUUCUGAAUAUGGCUAAUGGAAGUGCUUGAUGCAAGGGUCAUUACAUAUGUUACUGGUGUUGGCUUGGAGCUGAUGGUAAACAAAUUUAGAAGUUGAUAGUUUUCAGACUUGAAAAUAACAAAAUGUGGUGACCAAACACACACCAGAAGAUGAGGAGACAGCAACGUUUCAGUUCAUCCUGGUCCAUUAUAAAAAUCGAUUGUUUGGAGGAUGGACUGAAACGUAGUCGUCUCCAUCUUCUGGUGUGUGGUUUGAUCAUGUAUCUUCAGCCACGUUAUUGCGGCUCGUUGUCUGCCAAAAAUUUUGUUUUAUGCACAUUAAUUAGCAAUAUUUUACUUUGAGGCAGCAAGAUGGCAAAAAGUUGCAUUAACUGGAGCCAAAGAUACAUUGUUUUAAACCAUGUUAGACUUCUUACCUGUGUUUGUUGCUUAGUUUUGUUGCAAGUUGUCUCCGUUCAUGAGAAAGUCAAUGUUUUUACAUCUGUUCAACGUACAUUUGACUAAUCGCAAGAUUGUUGUUCAGAUGUAUUUUGGCGUUGUGGAACUACUUUACAAAGCUCUGGCAACUAGAGAUUGGUAAUUCAAAUAAGUUUAUUGAGGUUUAAACAGAUUGGUAAUUUGCUUAUAGAAGACCAUAAGAGAAAACAUUUGUAACAACAAAUAUCAGCAUAUUCGGGGGAUUUUUUUUUCUUUUUUAAGAUCACAAACCUUGUCACAAAAAUAUAAUGCUAGCAAAAUUAGCUGGGCUUUAAACAUGAAUUGAUACAAAAAUAUAGUUUGCUUUCAGUUUAAUAUGUAUGCCUUAUAGCAGCAUUAGAUAUUAGGAUUUAUAUUUUAGUUAUGGAAUAUCUUGCAAAAUAAUUUUAAUAUACCCAUAUAUGAAUUAUAGAGGUGUAAUUCAUUGGUAUAGUAUAUAAAUUGCCAUUUUUGUCAUUAUUAAUGCUUAUAUAGUUCAAAUUGAAUUUUUUUUUCUUUUUUGUUGUGAUUGUGCUCAAAUGUGAAAAUUUUAAUAUUAAGCAUAUACAUGGGGUAACUGUAGUUGGUGAGAGAAGAUGGUUGUGGAAGUUGUUGGGUGGUGCAAGGCACAAAUCUCUUCCCACGAUUGAAGUUACAUGCUAAGCAUUUAUUUGGUGACUCGACUCGUCCUGACAGCAGUAUGGCAAGAGCCAUACUGCUGGCAGUCUGCUGUACAGUAUAUGGAACUUGAGGCUAUAUUCAGAAGAUGCAUGAUGCCAUCCUUGCCUCAAGGGCACUUGUGGCCCACUGCCCCAUGAAGCACCAUACAUGUACUUUCAUACACGUGCACAACAAAAGGGCGAGCAACUGGAUGUUUACAAUGCCAUUAUUUAGAUCUUUUAACAAAAUUUGUGUAAGCUCCAUAGUUCAUAGUCGGAUUGGUUUGUUCAUUGUAAGCGCAUUAAAUGUAACAGUUGACUGGAGCACAGUUGUUACAUUCAUCUCGUGAGGUUCUUAAGAAAGACUGCACCAACUUUCCCUAGUGCCUCGGCACACUGGCAUGCCUCGUCCUUGAGCAAGAGACGUCUGGACCUCGACCUAAGAGUGAGGGCUGCAAGCUCCUUGGGCAUUUUGCAGUGUCCAAUGUGGUUCUUACAUCUGUGACUUAGAAUAUUAAAAUAUUCUCUUUAUUCUGUAUUGUAUUUUUUCUUUAUUUAAACCAGUACUAUUUGAACUUUUUUUUUUAUUAAUCCAUAGGAUUGAUUGGGCAUUAUUUAUUUGAGUCUAUUGCUUGUUGGAUCCUGUGUAUAAUCUCACAUUUAUUCUUUUAUUAUAUUUUAUAAUGUCCAUUAUUCUUGUGUUUUAUAAAUUUUUGUUUUUGUUGGUUUAAAGGAGAAUAUUUGCUGGAGCAUGAAAUAUAGGCUGCUGGAGGGCUGAGUUAUGGAAUGAUGUGGGAUAUAGUUCUGGGAAAGGCAAGACAGGUUUUUAAAGGCCAUUAUUUGAACACUUGUUGACUGUUGCUUUAGAAUCUGGCUCGGCCAGUAGCAUCUGCUUCCAUAUCCGGUGAACACCACUAUUUUUGCCCCCAUAGGCUUGUAGUUGAUUGUGAGUGUACAUACAGUAUUACAAAGUAGACAUCUUGUGUAUGUAGGUGUAGUGUCAGUGAGCCUUUCAUGUGUAUCACAGUGCCCCCUUCAGUCAGGUAAAGAUAACACACUGGUGGCAGUCAUAAUAUCAGGUGAAUUCAGGAUAAGCGCAAAUACACUUUUAUUCCUAGUCAAAUGUCUGGCUUUAUUUUGUCGAUGCUCUGACUAGCAUUCAUAGAGCGCUUGAAUACUGAUGUCAACUUUGUGACUGGUGAGAGUUAGUCUGCCUUAUCAGUGGAUUAAUUUCAUGUGAAGCCAAUGCCUAAGAUGAAAAUCUUCAGGUAAAAUCUUUGUCUUAUGGGUCCAAUAAUAACUUUUAUAUAAAUUCAAGAGAUUGGCUCAUCAAUUCACUGAGGGCCAACUGUGGUCAUCCUCACUGCUGAUUCUAAGAUAUGGAUCCGUAUUACUUUUUGCAUGUAAAAGGAUCCUAUCUUUGUGGGCUCUCGGUGAGUUGCAGCUGGUGUCAAAAGGGAAUGGUAGUCAUGCAACUUUAAGGUAGAUAUACAAAAUUGUCAUUUUUUAUCUAACUGCUGUGUUGAGCAUCCCAUGAAGUUUAUUAUUUAAACUUGACUUUAGUUCAGUAUUAUUAAUCUGGUGUCUAAUCAUUAGCCCCUGUUGCUUGGGAAUUGUCCUUGUUUAAUUUAUAUAAUUUCUGAAUAUUUCUUCCCCUCUAACUUGAAAAAGAGCCUUUGAGGUUUCACAAUGAAAAAUUUUUCAUUUCCUUACCUCUAAAUUAGAAACAUGACUUUGUCUUUAAGGUGGAAGUACAGUGAUUUGAGAUAGCCAACCAAUUGGGUCAGUGGUAGUGUAACAUUAAAAAGCUUGUCUUCAAGUACUUAUAAUUUUGUUUAUAUUUACAUACAUAAUACUGUUGUUUUGAUAAGUGAAUGUUGUAUGUAUUUUGUGGAUUGGAAACUCUUGGCACUUUUCCAAUAGUGUAAUUUUUACCUGCAAUUUCAUGUGAUUUACCAAAAAAAAAAAAAAAAGUAUUUUUGUACUUUACUACAUUGAAUUGGAUUUGAGUACAAUGCUCAUUGAUACUGUGAACUCUUAAUUACUAAUUCUGCUUUGGGAGGUGAUCAUAAGACUGUGUUCCUGGGAGGUUGUUUUAAUGAACAAUGUAGAAAGCAAAUUGCAAAUACACUUUCAUUUUUUGUAGA
Procambarus clarkii (red swamp crayfish) is the source of this 7988-nucleotide messenger RNA. It is a transcript of the gene Mapmodulin, whose product is annotated as acidic leucine-rich nuclear phosphoprotein 32 mapmodulin. Lineage: Eukaryota; Metazoa; Arthropoda; Malacostraca; Decapoda; Cambaridae. The record is from RefSeq and is a predicted model, not a curated record. Gene Ontology annotation, molecular function: histone binding. Gene Ontology annotation, cellular component: nucleus.